AAAGAAUUGACAACGCAUUCGUCGUGCAUGUGCCUCUUAUCUCACCUGUUGACGCCUUAAGCGAUAGUCUCAUGGUCUACUGGCCAGGAGGCGCCCAAGUAAAGGGAGCUGAAGUAGAAGCCGCCGACAUCGUGGCUGAGCCAGUCAUUCUAGCCUUGCCUUCCGGACUAUCACAGCGGACCUGUACUUGACUCGACAAGUGCUGUCAAGUCCGAGUCCCUACAAAGCUGAAUAGAAAAUCGGGGUGCGGCAAGGGUGUGCUAGUAUCGAUAGCGUGCCAGGACCGAACCCUACGUAUAGCCAUAUAUAAGGCUGGAGGGGAUGUAGAAGUUCCGCGAGAGAUCCUUAAGUGCUCUUCAAGUACUCUCCCCUGCGUCUCUUUGCGUACUGCAACUCGUACCAUGCCUGGAGAUCUCAACCAAGCUGUAUACCUCAAAGGGCUUCCAGACGGCCUUGACUUCACAGUCACUGCCAUCACCCCUUCCAUUCCCGACAAGAGCGGGUGGUCGGCCGGGUACGACCAUGUCGAUCACGGUUCAAUUACUGUCAACGAUGCUGGUACAUGGGACUACCUUCGCCUUCCCUUUAAACUCCUUCCCAACGAUAGGGAUGGCUUAUUAGGCCAUUUCAAGCUGCGUCCCAACAGCGGUCUUUACUGUACCGGCCCCGGUGGAAAGGUCGACGUUACUUUCACAAUCGAAGGUACCACGACAGUCGCUGGCAAAUCCUACACUAUUCCGAAGAAGACAGGAUACAUCUCGGUCUCUUCCAGCGAUUGGUGCGGGUUAGCGCGUCCGGACGUUUCCAACGUCACGUACUCCGUGGCUGGAGUUACUCCCGUCAACCUUUCUGUGACGGUCCAGCCGAACAUCGGGCUUGAUCCCGACGACGCAUACAUAGUCGGUGGCAUCGACAAGGAGAAGAACAACUUUGGACUCAACGCGACCACACAUUCUGACACGCUUAAGACCGUUCUCAGCUACGCUAUCAAAGGAAUUCUUUGGGGCAACGAGAGACUUGCUGGUUGGGCGGUUUUCGAAAUAGUUUUAUAGGGAAGUUGAUUUACAAUUGAACAUGCAGUUUAAUCGGACCGCGAUUGAACAGCAGUUGAACUGCUGGCUAAACUGCGAACGCACUGCGAUUGAACCUAUAGUUUAAUUGAACCUGGAUUGAACCGUGGUUGACCUAGCUGACUAAUUGAGCUGCUAUUGAACCUGUAUUGAACCUGAUUUUGGACUAGGGAGGAUUUUAGACUUCAAGGGAUUUCAGACAAGAAGGGAUCUUAGACUAGAAGGGAUCUUAGACUAGAAGAGAUUCUAGACUAGGAGAGAUUCUAGACUAGGGGAGAUUUUAGACUUCAACAGAUUUUAGACUGGAGGAGAUUUUAGACUAGAAGGGACCUUAGUAUGGACCUGAUUUUAGACUAGAAGAGAUUUCAAAUUAGAGGUCAUUUUGAUUUAAAAGUUAGUUUAGAUUUAAGGCUCUUUUGGACUAGGG
Messenger RNA from Annulohypoxylon truncatum, 1497 nucleotides. RefSeq lists its product as uncharacterized. NCBI's taxonomy places the organism in Eukaryota, Fungi, Ascomycota, Sordariomycetes, Xylariales, Hypoxylaceae. The transcript has 2 exons. The record is from RefSeq and is a predicted model, not a curated record. The coding region runs from base 402 to 1052 and encodes 216 amino acids.